AUGCCCGCCUACGACGACAACGAACUUCACACCCCAAACUCCCCCAGCACCCUUCGCAAGAUGUCCAACAUGAGCAACGGCGAGGGCAACGGCGAGCGUAACGGCGACGGCCACCACGACAGCCUCGCCAUUCCCGGCGACGAUGUCAACGGCCCUCAGGAGAUCCCCGCUACCAGGUCCUCCAUCUCAGAGGCCGCAAAGUACAUGCACAACCUCAGCGUCUCUCCCUCGAUGAGGGACCGACGAUCCUCCCGAAACUCUUUCGGUACUGCUCUGCCUAUCCCCCGCAAGCGUCAGUCGCGCCUCUCCUCCGUUCACCAUGCCGACGGACGACCCACCCGUCCCGGCAUGCCCCCGAUUCAGCCUACCCGAGACCUCCUCGUUGCUCAGGUCCAGGACCUCCAGGCUGAGAAGGUCAAGAAGGCUAAGAACAUGGCCUUUGCCUUUGACAUUGAUGGUGUUCUCGUCCACGGUGAUCGUCUGAUCCCCGAGGGUAAGAAGGCUCUUGAGAUCCUCAACGGAGACAAUGAGCUUGGCAUCAAGAUCCCUCACAUCUUCCUGACCAACGGAUCUGGUAAGAUCGAGAAGGAUCGCUGCGCGCAGCUCUCCAAGAUCCUCGGCAACCCUGUCGAGACCGAUCAAUUCAUCCAGUCUCACACCCCCAUGAGUGCUUUGGCUGAGUACUACAGCACCGUCCUCGUCGUCGGUGGUGAGGGUUACCGCUGCCGUGAGGUCGCUGAGCAGUACGGCUUCCGCAACAUCGUCGUCCCCAACGACAUUGUCGCCUGGGACCCUACCGUUGCUCCCUACCGCGUCUUCACCGAGGAGGAGCGUGCCACCUCUCGUCCCCGUGACUUCACCAAGAUCUGCAUCGAGGCUAUCAUGGUCUUCUCUGACUCGCGAGACUACGCUACCGACAUGCAGAUCAUCAUGGAUGUCCUCCGCUCAAAGAACGGCCGCCUCGGCACCGUCGCUGAGGACCCCGUUGCUGAGCGCGUUCCCAUCUACUUCUCUCAGGGCGAUCUUCUCUGCCCUACCGAGCACCCUUACCCUCGUAUGUCCCAGGGCGCUUUCCGCAUCGGUCUUGAGGCUAUGUACAAGGCUCUCACUGGUGCUGACCUCGAGCGUGUCGUCUACGGCAAGCCUGAGUUGGCUACCUACAAGUACGCUGACGAUGUUCUGACCUCAUGGAUGGGCGAGCUCCACGGCGAAGAGCGUCUUCCCGAGCACAUCUACAUGAUCGGAGAUAACCCCGCCUCCGACAUCAUCGGUGGAAACAUGUACGGAUGGAACACCUGCUUGGUGCGCACUGGUGUUUUCCAGGGCGGAGACAACGACGAGAACAACCCCGCCAACUUUGGCGUCUUCCCCAACGUUCUGGAAGCCGUCAAGAAGGCUCUCCGCAACGAGCUCGGCCAGGACUUCAAGUGCUUCUUCGACGAGAAGAUCAACCCUGUUCUGCACGGUGACGCUACCGAUACCGCCGCUGUCGUCUAA
Fusarium subglutinans is the source of this 1497-nucleotide messenger RNA. RefSeq names its product CDP-alcohol phosphatidyltransferase. The transcript has a single exon. Bases 1 to 1497 code for a protein of 498 amino acids. The record is from RefSeq and is a predicted model, not a curated record. Lineage: Eukaryota; Fungi; Ascomycota; Sordariomycetes; Hypocreales; Nectriaceae. Gene Ontology annotation, cellular component: mitochondrion. Gene Ontology annotation, biological process: glycerophospholipid biosynthetic process.